AUGGUUUACAAGACAGCUAUAAAAGUUGGUGUCUGUCCCCCUUCCUCUGUUCAUCCAAAGUUUAUUGGUGGACAGAGUAUCCCUGUUGAUGUGGACAGUACCGCUGUUGAUGUGGACAGAUACCCUGUUGAUGUGGACAGUACCCCUGUUGAUGUGGACAGUACCCCUGUUGAUGUGGACAGUAUCCCUGUUGAUGUGGACAGUAACCCUGUUGAUGUGGACAGAAGUACCCCUGUUGAUGUGGACAGUACGGCUGUUGAUGUGGACAGUACCCCUGUUGAUGUGGACAGAAGUAUCCCUGUUGAUGUGGACAGUACCCCUGUUGAUGUGGACAGUAACCCUGUUGAUGUGGACAGUAUCCCUGUUGAUGUGGACAGUACCCCUGUUGAUGUGGACAGUAACCCUGUUGAUGUGGACAGUAUCCCUGUUGAUGUGGACAGUAACCCUGUUGAUGUGGACAGUAUCCCUGUUGAUGUGGACAGUACCCCUGUUGAUGUGGACAGUAUCCCUGUUGAUGUAGACAGUACCCCUGUUGAUGUGGACAGUACCCCUGUUGAUGUGGACAGUACCCCUGUUGAUGUGCACAGUACAUCAACAUCCAGUCCCUCAAGUCCGAGUUUCCUCGUCUAG
Pecten maximus is the source of this 630-nucleotide messenger RNA. RefSeq names its product mucin-17-like. The record is from RefSeq and is a predicted model, not a curated record. Lineage: Eukaryota; Metazoa; Mollusca; Bivalvia; Pectinida; Pectinidae. The coding region runs from base 1 to 630 and encodes 209 amino acids. The transcript has 5 exons.